UUCACGACGCCAUCAUGUCCGGCAUCGGUCCGCGGAACCGGAUCGCACCCGGCACGGCUCCGACGUCGCUCCCGAAGCGCCGCGGAGCCGCCUCGGCAUCGCACCGCCUGGGCUCGCGGGUCGGGCGCGAUCGGCUCGCUGCGGACCGGAAGGAGGAGGAGGAGGAGGAGGAGGAGGAGGAGGAGGAGGAAGAAGCUCGUGCCAGGUCGGGCCGGCUCGAGGUCGGAAUCGAAGCUUCGGGGAUCGGAGCGGGUCGAGAUCGGGGCACUACCUCGCCCGCUCGCCCGCGCCCGCCUGCGUGCUCGUCGUGGCCUACGACGGAGACAGCGGCACACGUCAAGAGACCCGGACACACAGCCCGCCAGCAUCUCGAGCAACCGCCGGGGCAGCCUUCGGGGUACAGCGGUGAGCAUGCGCCGGGGACCCCGAAACCAAGCCAGCUUCCAGGAAGUCGCCUCCCCAAGUGCUGGGGACAGGCAAGCGAUGAGGGGCUGAUUGAUGAUCACCUGCCACAUAGAGAGUUCGUCGCCAGGGUCAUUUGGGCACAACCCACCAGCCUCAGUCAUGGUUUACCAUCGGCCUCCGAUCAGGGACCACGCCUCUGAAUCCUGUAUUGCUUCCCUGGUAUGUCUGGCGAAGUGUGGCCUCUCUCCUCAUCCUGCCGCGUACCCUCAUACUACCCCUCAUCCUCUAUCUAAUCCCCACACUCCGCCGCCUCCUUCUAUCCCUCCAACUCCAAGGUCAGAGUGACACGUCGUCCGCGAGCAUCCCCUCGGGGGCUGUGUCGUUCAGCCAGAACAUGAUCCGGCCGACGUCGCCCUUGACCAUGCGAAAAAACACCGGCAUCGUCGCCAGGAGGAGACCGGUGACCAUCCACUGGUACGGCCUGCUGGACAUGAACGCGUACGAGCCCUCGUCCGACACAGCCAUGUCCUUCGCCGACAGCAGCAGCUCCUCGGCUUUCUGGUUCCCGGGCUCCAGGACGAGCAGCUGCUCCAGGGCGCUGACGGCGGCCUGGCGGCCCUUCUCGGUCACGGGGCCGGCGGCCAGAUGCGCCUUGGCCUUGAGGUACCAGGCCUUGGCGUUCCGCGGCUGCAGUGCCAGGGCGGCCUCGGACGUCUCCAGGGCACUGCCGGGUAUCUGGCCACCGGCCUGGAGCUGCGCCAGGGCCAGGUUGGUGUAGAGGGUGCAGCAGAGGGAGAUGAUGGCCUCGUCGGAGACCUCCUCGGCCGACCCAUCCGCACGGCGGCCCCCGGCGGCCUCGGCGACGUGGCGGUGGCAGGCCUCCGCGAUGUAGGACGCACCGAGGUUGAAGGAGUACGCGGCGGCGUGGAACUCCUCCCGGCCGAAGAGCCACUUCCCGCGCUCCCUGCGGCCAGGAACAGAUCCGCACCCCGAGCGCCCGGCGCCCGCGCCCCGGACCCCCC
Messenger RNA from Prorocentrum cordatum, 1427 nucleotides. The record is from the annotation of a GenBank genome assembly. NCBI's taxonomy places the organism in Eukaryota, Dinophyceae, Prorocentrales, Prorocentraceae.